This is a messenger RNA of Hemiscyllium ocellatum (epaulette shark), 3786 nucleotides long. RefSeq names its product gastrula zinc finger protein XlCGF8.2DB-like. Lineage: Eukaryota; Metazoa; Chordata; Chondrichthyes; Orectolobiformes; Hemiscylliidae. The transcript is spliced from 2 exons. Gene Ontology annotation, biological process: positive regulation of reciprocal meiotic recombination. Bases 254 to 928 code for a protein of 224 amino acids. The record is from RefSeq and is a predicted model, not a curated record. Gene Ontology annotation, cellular component: nucleus. Gene Ontology annotation, molecular function: histone H3K4 methyltransferase activity; recombination hotspot binding; histone H3K36 methyltransferase activity.
GCAAGAUCUGAUGGAAUUGUGAUUCACUGUUCUAUCUGCACCAAAAGGUUUUAAAAAUCAAUGUGAGCGGAGACGGAAUUCUGAGAGACACUUGAGGGAGAGUGUUUCAGUGCACCAACAGUGACAAACACUUUAACUAGUUAAACAGCCUGAAAGAAAAUCAUACAAUACACAGCACAGAAGAAACCAGACAUACGUUCUGUGUGUGCACAAGCCUGCACCUCACUGUUAAGCCUGGAGAGGCAUUCCCAGCAUGAAUAAAUCCUGGAAAUGUGCGGACUGCGGGAAGGCAUUCUGUUCCCCAUCUGCCGUCGAGAUCCACCAGCGCAGUCACACUGGGGAGAGGCCAUUCACCUGUUCGGUGUGUGAGAAAGGAUUCAGUGCUCUGUCCAACCUGCUGAGACACCGGCAAGUCCACGCUGUGGAGAGGCCGUUCACCUGCUCCGAGUGUGGGAAGGGAUUCACUGAUAUAUCCACCCUGCUGACUCACCAGCGGGUUCACACCCAGGCGAGGCCAUUCCCCUGCUCUGAAUGCGGGAAGGGAUUCACCGAUUCGACCAGUCUGCUGAGACACAAGCGGGUUCACACCGGGGAGCGUCCGUUCACUUGCUGCGAGUGCGGGAAAGGAUUUACUCAGUCAUCCACCCUGCUCACCCACCAGCGUAUUCACACUGGGGAGCGGCCGUUCGUUUGUUCCAAGUGUGGGAAGCGAUUCACCCGGUUAUUCAACCUGCAAACGCACCAGCGAGUUCACACCGGGGAGAGGCCGUUCACCUGCUCCGACUGUGGGAAAGAAUUCACUCAAUCGUCCAACCUGCUGCUCCACCAGCGGAUCCACACUGGGGCGAGACCAUUCACCUGCCCUCAGUGUGGGAAGGAAUUCACUCGGUUGUCCAGCCUGCAGAGACACCAGCGAGUUCACAAGUGAUCACAGCAGUGCAUGGUGCUGUUCUUGCUGCGGCUAAUCACAUCCAGGACUGAACCACGUUCAUUCUGACAGUUGCUGAAGUGGGAGGUUCAGAGAUUUCCUUUCAGCGGUACUGGCCGCUCACACCACUUCGUUUCCAGUGAAAUGAUGUGUCGAAUUUCACCUGGAUCACUGAAUGAAGUGGAGGUUUGGAAAGUGAAAGAUAUUCGGUUUGCAUUUCAUUUUCUCCAGUAGUUGGCACGGAGACGGUCAGAUUGUUUUGUUAUACUCAGGUGAGCGCUUCUCACAAAAAGUGCUCAACGAGUUGUGAGGUCAGCAGCUCAUCUGGCGACGCUGAGGAGCCAAGAAGUUGGAAAAUUGGCUGUGCCUGGAGCUGAACGAGGAACUCUCCAGUGACCCUCUCAGUGAAGGGCAAAGAGACUUGUGACGGGAGAAAGCUGUCAUUCAUCGGAACAGUGAACGAGGAGGAGGAGGGCCGUUUGAACAUUUCGCGUUCACGCUGCCAUGUGAUAAAUCGUGACAGAUCUGAUUGUAAUGUCCACUCCAUGGUCCUGUCUUCAAAGCUAGUGCAGAGGAUGGAACUGAAAUCUCCCAGACCCACUGGUCCUCCGCAUCAGCUAAUGGGAUUGUCGAAGACUGAGACCAGCUUUGUUACCUGAGACUCCACAGAUCUCAACCUCGAACAGGAUGAAUUAUUUCCCAUUUGUAUAAAUGCUGACAGAAACAAUAAUCGAUAUGGGACAACUUUUGGUUUAAUCUCUGUCCAUACCAUGUUUAUAGCUGAACAAAUUUACUUUUCUCUUGAAAUAACUGCACAGAGACUAACAUUUCGUCAACAAGUCACCCUUCAUUUAAAUGUGGACAGGACACUGGCCAUGGAUAGCCUGUUUGGAGUCUGUCCCUGAAGUGAGGCGACUCAAAAUCUGGUACUUGUACCUAUUGCCCAGGGCUCCAUCGAUUUAACAAUCCCAAUGAAGGAUCUCAUAGUCAAUGAGAUCCACCUGAUUCUAAUCACUCCAGUUGGUGAAACAAAAAUAACAAAGUACUGCUGGAAAUCCAAUACAAAAACAAACAACCAGAGAAUCGCGCAGAUGAGAAAACCGAGUGAACCGUAUUCAGAACUUUGUUAGUUUACCACAUCAGUCACAAAUGAGCUUGAAGCUGAUUGGCUCAUCUGAAGAAGAAAGGAGCCUCGUAUUCAUUGGCUUUCACACGAUGCCUUUUUUAAGAUUAGAUUAGAUUACUUACAGUGUGGAAACAGGCCCUUCGGCCCAACAAGUCCACACCGACCCGCCGAAGCGCAACCCACCCAUACCCCUACAUUUACCCCUUACCUAACACUAUGGGCAAUUUAGCAUGGCCAAUUCACCUGACCCGCACAUCUUUGGACUGUGGGAGGAAACCGGAGCACCCGGAGGAAACCCACGCGGGGAGACACGGGGAGAACGUGCAAACUCCACACAGUCAGUGGCCUGAGGCGGGAAUUGAACCCAGGUCCCUAGCGCUGUGAGGCAGCAGUGCUAACCACUGUGCCACCGUGCCGCCCUAAACUUCUAACUGGUAGGUUGAACACUUGUCUUUGUAUGUACUUCAGCUCCUUGCUGAGAAUUGCAUGUUAUUCAAGCAUGUUGUGCAACAUGUAAGCAACAAUGCAUUCUCCAAAACAAAAACUAUCUGGAUCAAAACUUGCCCCAACAAUGAGCAGAGAUUGGGAGAAGUUAGCGAAUGUACAUGAGCGAAUGGCAGUGGAAGAGUUCGGCUGGAAAUUCAGACAGGACUAAGGACUUUCAGAUGAUUCGACCGAGGGGGGAGUUUUAUAUCCACCAACAGAUUUUGUGUUCCACUCCAGGUUUCGGGAGAUGAAAUGGGAAAUGAUCACCCCAUAUGAAAUGGAAUCUAGUUUAACUUCCCUCAUUUAUUUCUCGGUUUCUUGAUGAAGGUAAACGGGCGAAUUCUAGGCAAUAAAUAUAUUGUCGUGCCUUAUUUAAUUUUGUAUAACUCAUGGCUCUUCCAGGACUUUGUCUUGGCGAUUCUGUCUCACAAACACCGGCUGCAAUCAAACUGAAUGAGGGGGACGGUGUGCUGUUGUUCUGUAAUUACACUACAAUAAGCAGCAAUCCUGACCUGUACUGGUACCGUCAACCUUCCAACGGAGCCGUGCAGUUUCUGCUACACAAAAACCAAUACAGCGAGAAAACGGGGAGUUUUCCACUGGGCCGGCUUUCGUGGAAUUUUGAUCCUGUGAACCGCACUAUCAAGCUGAAUGUGUUGAGUACAGAACUAACAGACUCCGCAGUGUAUGACUGCGCACUGAGUCCCACAGAGAAUGAGAACUGGGCUGACCCUGCACAAAAACUCGAAGAGCAUCUCUGUACAUGAUUGUGUGUUCAGCAAACAGCAAGAUCGGGGUCUAUCUGAAGCGAUUCUCGAGCUCACAGUGAUAUCUGACACUUGUCAUUCCGACACAAAGCUUUAAUUAUUAUAAAUCCAUUAUUGAAAUCAACAAAUGAUUGCGUGAAUGUAAAACAAAAAAAAACUUUCUUGUGCAUUUCAUGAUGUUGGAAAAUGCUGUGACAGCGAUGAGCUGCUAUGGAAAAUUCAACAGCUAUGUUUGAUCCAGCAAAACCCUCCAGUAAAACGGAACUGCAGCAUUCAGUUUGAGGGAAUAACUUGCCACAGGAUUCUCAUAAUGUACGUUUAGAAUAAUCCGAACAAUGUCAAACAUAUUGUGCAUUAUUGAGUACUGCCCCUGUACCUUCACGUGAACCAUUCCAGAAUGGCACGUUGUCGAUUCACAGGCCAAGGGUAACGCUGACAUGCUUUAAUAUAUCAAGAAGUGGAUAUGAUGUAACUCACAU